AUGGAACCAGAGCCGUCCCCUGCCUCUCCUCAAGGCUAUCACAGCCCUCCAGCCACAGUUGGGUCCCUACAGGACCAAAUCCGCGCCCAGAGCCAACAAAUCACCAAGCUUAGGGCCAUAUGCAAGGAAACAGUGGACCUCCUUGGGGAUAAGGAUCAAGGAGCCCCCCAAACCAAGCCUGGCCCAUUGACUGGGCCUAUCACCCCUCCUACCCAGACAGGAGGAAAGCCUACUCUCCAGCAACGGUUAGGCCUGGCUCAAGGCCCCUUUCCGCCCUUCAGGGGCACAGGGUAUGACUCAGAGGAAGAGGAAGAUAGGCAAGCCCCCAAAAGGGAACCUUGCAACACACCUAAGCGGAGUCUCAGCUCCCUCACCCCCUUUGAUGCAGGGUCCAGUGUAAAGCAACCCAAGAUGGAACUCCCCAACCCCUACAAGGGCAAUACCAGGGACCAAUUUGAUGAUGAAGAGCAGAUGGUCGUGUGGAUACUCUACCACAUGACAGACAAAGUAGCCAAUUGGGCGCUCCCCCUUAUUGGAAACAUCAUCAAGGGAGAGGGUAACCCUCCAUCCACCAUCCUGGCCCUAACAGCCAAAUUCAAGGAAGCAUUUGCCAAUCCCAACGCUAAAAGGGCCGCCGCCAGAAAGAUUGCCGCGCUGACUCAGACAUCCACCACGUCCAAGUAUUUUACGCGCGGUCUUCACUGGAAGGUGAAGGAACUCCUGUCUACCAAAGACAAUAUUCCCAACAAUGACCUUGAGGCUAUAUUUGCCGCCUUGGUCAAAAUUGACAACACUCGUUGGGAAAACAAGGAAAACCGCCCCAAAAAGGCACCUGUCAAGCCCUCGGCCACCGUGGCCACUUCCACUACCACCACUAGGUCCCCUAUCCAAGGACCCCAACUAUGUCACCCCAGAAGAAAGGGACCGCCGCCGCGCAUCAGGGCUAUGUGUCAAGUGCAGACAGAAGGGACACGGGAUCAAGCAGUGCCCCAAUGGCUGGAAAGCCACAAUCAGGAGGCCGCCAAGAUAGGAGAAGUUGUGGAAUUGGAAAAAGAGUAA
Rhizoctonia solani is the source of this 1059-nucleotide messenger RNA. RefSeq names its product Retrotransposon-derived protein PEG10. Lineage: Eukaryota; Fungi; Basidiomycota; Agaricomycetes; Cantharellales; Ceratobasidiaceae. The transcript is spliced from 3 exons. The record is from RefSeq and is a predicted model, not a curated record. The coding region runs from base 1 to 1059 and encodes 352 amino acids.